AUGAGUGUUGAAAAUAUAGAUGUAUCAUGUUCUAGAGCUGACUUUAUUCUUCUGGUUGAAAUGGCAAAUCGAAGACCUCAGAAUGGCGGCGGGCGUCGUAUGGACUUCGGUCGUAACGACCGGGGCAAAAACUUUGGACGUAACAGCGUCUCGCCCUGGCAGGGUGGAGGCCCUGGCGGUGGUCUCCCAAAUCUACUGCCGAUCUCCGGUGGCUCCACGGAGGCGACCCUUGCCCUGGCGAGCAACAUCAUCAACCUCUUGCAACCACGGCAGAAUCCUGUCCCCUCACUCCUCGACAUGCCUAUUAGGCGUGACUUCGGUCCCAACGUAGGUCGGUAUGACCGUGGUUAUGUGCCAAACAGGAUGGGCAAUCAAGGUAAUUUCCGGCGUACGGGAAAUUACAAUCGCUCCGGUGAGCGUAUCAACAACAAUCGUAAACCGUUCAGGCCCAAUGAUGGGCAAAGGCAACAAAACAAGAGUUCCCCGAAAAAGGAGGCCGAUUCAAAGGCUAAACCUGUCAAGGAGAGUGAAACUGAUGCUGGCGCUGAAGAAGUAGACCAUGACAAAGAAAAGGACGAGAACACCAAGAAGGAGCCACCGAAGACCCGUUAUGAUGACAUCAAUCCUCAGCUGUUGAAGUGUCACAUUUGUAACAAGAGCAUGUGGGAUGGGCGCUCAUUCGAGAACCAUCUGAGCGGGCGCGCGCACGCUAUUAUGAUGCAGAAGACAGCAGAGAGCUAUGCACUUACUGCUGACACCAUGAGGCAGGAAUUCAAGAUCCGCGAAAUGAAACGCACGCGUAAGGCUGGCCAACAGCCAACGCGAGACUUCUACUGCGCGAUGUGCGACAUGUACGCGGCCGACGGCGCUAUACACCGCACCACCGUUGGACAUCGCAAGCUCAAGAAGUACCUCCACCCAACUUGCACCUCUUGCCACAAGGAAAUGCCGACGAGGAUUGAGCUUGACGAACAUCGCUUGACUGCGGAGCAUCUCAGGAAUAUGCAGGAUAAGCAGGAGAUUAUUGCCAAGCCGAAGCCCGAAGUGAUGGUUAUUUCAACUUUGAACAUGGAGCAGUUGUACCUGAGGGAGGAUCGCCAGCGUCGUCGUCGCGGCGAGGAGCGUCGUGAAGCUGAGAAGGAAGAUGACCAUGAGAAGGAUGGAGAUGGAGAGAAUCAGGAGGAUACCGAAGGUGUCAAGAAGGAAGGAGAUGGUGAAGUUAAAGAAGAGACAGAGGAGAAGAAAGAGAGUAUUGACAAUGAAAACACAAUUGUAGACUAUCAAGAGGGCGAUGAUAUAUCUAACAUCACCAAGGACCAAUUCCCGGCAUACAGCACUGAGCGUGGUGUAGGCAAGUCGUUCCUCUCCGAAUUCCGCUGUGUCCAGUGUCGCCUGUGCCGCAAGCUGUUGGACAGUGAGGAGACGGGUGCUGUACAUCUCCGUACAUGGAGACAUCACCAGCUCUUCACUAGGCUACUCGCGGACAAGAGCAACAAACAGCAAAGCGAAGAGUCAACCAGUGCUUCCAGCAAGCGGGCUCUGAAUCCCGAUGAUGACGGCAAUUUCAAGCGUCGCAAGACAGAACCCACUGAUGAUCAAAAUGGACAUGAUGAUGAUGAUGACAAUGACCAGGAAAUGAAGAAUGAAAAUACAGACGAGAAUGAGGAUCAAGAUGAUGGCAAUGCGGGAUUGCCUCCGGCUGAUGAGCUCGAGAAUUGGGAGCAGACUGUUGAUGAGAUACUUGAAGAUGAACAAGAAACAAUAUCUGAAAAAGUAGAGGAGGUCGAGCCGGUGGAGGAGGAGAAGCCGAAGCCUGUGGAGUCGCCGAAACCUGCGCCACAAGAGGUCGAGAAGCCCGCGCCCCCCGCACCCGUCGCCGCUCCCUCCGCCCCCGCCCCCUCCGGGGACACUCCGCGCGCCUCGCCACGUGGUCGCGGGCGCGGCCGCGGUCGUGCCCGAGGCCGGUACUAG
Arctia plantaginis is the source of this 1971-nucleotide messenger RNA. The record is from the annotation of a GenBank genome assembly. NCBI's taxonomy places the organism in Eukaryota, Metazoa, Arthropoda, Insecta, Lepidoptera, Erebidae.